UCAUCGAAAUUUCUUCCUAUUCAGAUAGACAGCAGAGUGACCCCAUCUAAAAUUUUGCCCAUCUUCUCCUCUUUUUUAAGUUAUCAAAACAUGCCAAUCACCAAUUUCAAGAACCCACCAAUUGUAUUACACCUCGGAAUAGCAAAAUCUCAUCAAAACCAAUCAGUCAACGCCACACCCGGAAAUGGAAACCAGAGAAAACUCACAAUUAUCAAUCUACGAUCAUAAUCAUCCGCCAAGAACUACCAAAACCCGUCGCCGUAUCGAGACCCCGGAAGCUGGAAGCAUCCCCAUUUUCCCCGAAGAAAUCAUCGUAGAGAUCCUGUCAAGACUCCCCGUCAGGUGCCUCUUGAAAUUGAGGUGCGUUUCAAAAUCAUGGCGCUCGUUGAUCUCCAGCAACCAUUUCAUCAGAGCCCAUCUCGCAGUUUCAAGAAAAGACACGAAUUUCGGCCGCCACAGGAUCAUUUCAACUGUUUUGCUGCCCUGUUACAGCCUAAAGCAAUGUUCUUUGAACUCACUGCUGUCCGGGCCUGUGGCUAAUGCAGUUGACUUCGAUUAUCCGAUGAAAAAUCCCAACAAUUCAGUUAGGAUUGUAGGCUGCUGUAAUGGGCUUGUUUGCAUAGCCAUUAACGGGAGACAUUUUUUCCUGUGGAACCCAUCUACGAGAAAGCACAAGAAAUUGCCUGAUGCGGAUGAAAGGAUUAAGAGGGGUUUGUUCAUUACCAAGUACGGGUUUGGUUUUGAUGAGUGUAAUGAUGAUUACAAGGUUUUGGGGAUCUUUUCCGGGUUUUGCACUGCUGGUAGAUAUGAGACUAGGGUGCAAGUUUACAGCUUGAGGGCAAAUUCUUGGAAAAGAAUUGAUGUCUUUGAGGAUGGCCUUCCAUUUGAUGACACAGGGAAGUUUGUGAGUGGAAAGCUUCAUUGGGGAAGGAGGGUUGGAUUCAAUGCUAGGUGGGAGAUUGUCUCGUUCGAUUUAGGAAGUGAGGUGUGCAGAACGGUAGAGCAGCCGAGGUACAUUGAGGGCGGUUUCUCACCGUCAUUGGGAGUUCUUGGUGGAUGCCUGUGUGUGCUGUGUGAUAUUCCCAAAACUAGUGUGGAUGUUUGGAUUUUGAGGGAGUAUGGAAAGAGAGAUUCUUGGGAUAAAUUGGUGACUGUUCCUUAUGAUCUUGGUGAUCCCUGGAAGGGGCCGUACUCGACUCCCUUGUGCAGAGGAGCAAAAGGUGAAAUCUUGCUGGUCUAUGGAUCGAGUUUCAUAGUGUAUGAUCCGAAGGACAAUGCGUUUCAUCGUCCCAAGAUAACGAACUUUCAUACUUUUCUUGAAGCUGAUGCUUAUGUUGAGAGUUUAGUCUCACUUGUCCCUGAUGCUGCACCAAAGAUUCAAAACCAGAAGAAACACGGGUCAUCAAUGAAUUAAUGUUGAGUCAUGUUGAUUGGUUGAGGAUGAAGUUCGAGUCUGUUGAGGUCUCCUGCAUUCUUGGAAUCAAAGAUCCAAGAAAAGAAUCCUUCAAUGUUCAGAAUUGUAAAAGAACGUCGUCUGAAAGUCUCAAAACCUAAGAAUUUUGUAAUGCAGAAAUGCCGAACAAUGUUAUGAAUGCUAAGAAUGGCUAUAUAUGCAGUUGGUUUCCUAAGAUGUUGUUGUAUCUUAUGCUGUUUGUUAACUUUCCUGAAUGAGCUAGUUCGUUCCGAGCUUGUGUCUUCCUAUGACAAGGAUUGGCUUAUGCGUUU
Messenger RNA from Sesamum indicum (sesame), 1725 nucleotides. Its product is annotated as F-box/kelch-repeat protein At3g23880. The record is from RefSeq and is a predicted model, not a curated record. Gene Ontology annotation, molecular function: protein binding. NCBI's taxonomy places the organism in Eukaryota, Viridiplantae, Streptophyta, Magnoliopsida, Lamiales, Pedaliaceae.